Molecule: messenger RNA, 798 nt
Organism: Helianthus annuus (common sunflower)
Lineage: Eukaryota; Viridiplantae; Streptophyta; Magnoliopsida; Asterales; Asteraceae
Exons: 1
Coding region: 1-798 (265 amino acids)
Source: RefSeq, a predicted model, not a curated record
AUGCCGCUUUAUGUUAAAUUCCCUGCGCUUUUUAAGGAGGAAUCGGCCAAAAAAUGCCUUGUUGCGGAUUGCUGUGUUCUUGGUGGUUCUGGGCCUUCCUUCAGCUGGGCCUGGGCCCGGCCUGUCCUCGGUCCAGAAGCUGCAAAUCAGCUGCAGAUGUUGUCAGGUAUGUUUGAAGGCUUCGCUGUUUCAGUCGGCAAUGAUGUAUGGAAAUGGAGGCAUGAGUCGGAUGGUAAGUUUUCUGUCUCGAGUAUUAAGAAGUUACUUAGUGCUGUAAACCGUAUCAAUCCCGAACGGGUCUUUGAAUGGAACAACUGGGUCCCGAAAAAGGUCGGAAUCGUAGCUUGGAGAGCGGAGAUGGAGAGAUUGCCGACAAAGUGUGCUUUGGUGAGGCGUAACAUACCGGUUCAGAAUAAUACGUGCGUCUUCUGUGGAGAUUAUGAAGAGACAUAUGUUUUUGUUUCAUGUCAAUUCGUGCAAACAAUAUGGCAGAACUUGGCGGUUUGGUGUGGGAUCCCACCGAUCAUUGCGUUUGGGAUUAAUGAUAUACUUACUGUACAUGAAUCAAGUUCGGGUUCAAGAAAGAUAAGGAAAGUAAUACAUGCUCUCGUUUUGGUGACUUUUUGGAGUAUUUGGAAAUCGAGAAAUGAUGCCGUUUUUAGACAAGUUAAUCCAAGCACGACGAGGAAUCUGGACGAGAUUAAAUCGGUGGCGUAUCUAUGGGUUAAAAGUAGAGCAAAAGUGGCGGCACUAACUUGGGAGGAUUGGAGUCGUUUUAAUUUAAGCGUUUUGAGAUAA